Molecule: messenger RNA, 1756 nt
Organism: Nycticebus coucang (slow loris)
Lineage: Eukaryota; Metazoa; Chordata; Mammalia; Primates; Lorisidae
Gene: LPXN
Product: leupaxin
Exons: 10
Coding region: 368-1612 (414 amino acids)
Biological process (GO): endothelial cell migration; substrate adhesion-dependent cell spreading; negative regulation of B cell receptor signaling pathway
Source: RefSeq, a predicted model, not a curated record
AAAAAGAGUCUCAGUUACAGUGGGAUAUCUUCCUACAUUUAAGAAAGCCACAAGUGUAAAUCUGCCAUUCCCAUUAAUUCAAGAUGAAACUUGGCACAUAGUAGGUGCCCACAGUUUGUAAAAUUGAUUUUUAAUCUUUUUCACCCUGGCCGAGGCACUAUCAGAACUCAAAUCUUACUACUUGCCUUUCUAUAUCAGUCCUAUUUUAAAAACUAAAAGAAAGAGAAAGAAGAGAAGAGAUGAAGAGAAGAGACUCACCAAAUCAAAAAGAGAGGAAGUGCGAAGUAGAUACAGGAACCAAAAAAGGGUUAUAGAGGCUGUUUUACAGUGUCUCAUUCAGUUCCUUUGUGGUCCUCCUCUUCAGUGCAUGCCAAAGGAGUUCCUCACAACCUCUGGACAAGGGCAUCUUGGAUGUGGGACAAUGGAAGACUUGGAUGCUUUAUUGAAGGAACUGGAAUCCUCCAUCCUCCAGAACAGUGACGAACCUUCCAGCCCCGAUCCUCUUCCUUUGGAUAAGCAUUCCAGAAAGGAGGAUAACCUUAAAGAGACUUCAGCAACUCUUUCUGAUCAGGAUAACACAAGUCCUUUGCCAGCGCAGCUCGUGUAUACUACCAAUAUCCAGGAGCUCAAUGUCUACAGUUGUCUAAUCAUGGAUCUUACAUUUUCCAGUGAGAUUCAGGAGCCAAAGAAAUCACCGCCACCUUCUAAAACCUCAGCAGCUACACAGUUGGAUGAGCUCAUGGCCCACCUGAAUGAAAUGCAGGCCAAGGUUGCAGUGAAAGCUGAUGCUGGCAGGAAGCACUUACCAGACAAGCAGGAUCACAAGGCUUCCCUGGACUCCAUGCUGGGGGGUUUGGAACAGGAAUUACAGGACCUUGGGAUUGACACGGUGCCCAAGGGCCAUUGUGCUUCCUGCCGGAAACCAAUUGCUGGGAAGGUGAUCCACGCUUUAGGGCAAUCGUGGCAUCCGGAGCACUUCAUCUGUACUCACUGCAAAAAAGAGAUUGGGUCUACUCCCUUCUUUGAGCGGAGUGGCUUGGCCUACUGCCCCAAGGACUACCAUGACCUUUUCUCUCCACGUUGCGCUUACUGUGCUGCUCCCAUCCUGGAUAAAGUGCUGACGGCAAUGAACCAGACCUGGCAUCCAGAGCACUUCUUCUGCUCUCACUGUGGAGAGGUCUUUGGCACGGAAGGCUUUCAUGAGAAGGACAAGAAGCCUUAUUGCCGAAAGGAUUUCUUAGCCAUGUUCUCACCCAAGUGUGGUGGCUGCAACCGCCCAGUGUUGGAAAAUUACCUUUCAGCCAUGGACACUGUCUGGCACCCAGAGUGCUUCGUGUGUGGGGACUGCUUCAGCAGUUUUAAUACUGGCUCCUUCUUUGAAUUGGAUGGACGUCCUUUCUGUGAGCUCCAUUACCAUCUCCGCCAAGGAACCCUCUGCCACGGGUGUGGGCAGCCCAUCACCGGCCGCUGCGUUAGUGCCAUGGGGUACAAGUUCCAUCCUGAGCACUUCGUCUGUGCCUUCUGCCUGACACAGUUGUCAAAGGGCGUCUUCAGGGAGCAGAAUGACAAGACCUAUUGUCAGCCCUGCUUCAAUAAGCUCUUCAUGCUGUAAUUUCAACUGGUCCACAGCCGCUCCUAAUCCCCUAUCAAAUUUAAAGAUAGAGAGAAGAGUAAACUUCUUGUUACUGACCUUCUGCUUAAUAGGCAUAUAGAGAAAGUGAAGAUGAUAAACAAAUAAAGGAACUCCUAGAUUUUA